Molecule: messenger RNA, 303 nt
Organism: Cyphellophora attinorum
Lineage: Eukaryota; Fungi; Ascomycota; Eurotiomycetes; Chaetothyriales; Cyphellophoraceae
Exons: 1
Coding region: 1-303 (100 amino acids)
Biological process (GO): peptidoglycan turnover; amino sugar metabolic process
Molecular function (GO): ATP binding; phosphotransferase activity, alcohol group as acceptor
Source: RefSeq, a predicted model, not a curated record
AUGACGGCCGUCGAAGGCGAGGAACAGGGGAUUGGCGCCCUUGACAUAACUGUUCUGGGAAUGAACUCAGGCACGUCUAUGGAUGGCAUCGACUGUGCGCUAUGUCGCUUCCGCCAGCGGACACCUUUCUCACCUAUGAACUUCGAGCUGGUGAAGUACGACGAGAUCCCGCUGGAGUCCACAAUCAAGAAGCGAGUGAUGAACAUGAUCUAUCAUAACAAGACCACUCCGGAGGAACUCUCAGAAGUCAACGUCCUGCUGGGCGAGACGUUCGCCGCUGCGGCCAUUGAAUUUGCGGAUUAA